Torulaspora delbrueckii is the source of this 645-nucleotide messenger RNA. RefSeq names its product DNA-directed RNA polymerase I subunit RPA34 (gene RPA34). The record is from RefSeq and is a predicted model, not a curated record. Gene Ontology annotation, biological process: transcription by RNA polymerase I. Lineage: Eukaryota; Fungi; Ascomycota; Saccharomycetes; Saccharomycetales; Saccharomycetaceae. Bases 1 to 645 code for a protein of 214 amino acids. The transcript has a single exon.
AUGAGUAAGCUUUCUAGGGAGUAUGUGGUAGAAUCAGAGGACGAAAACGGUGAAGAAACGACAGAAUUCGCACCUCCUACAGGGUUUUCGAAAAUCAAGCACCUGAAGAAGUUUCACAAGAAAAAGGCAGAUGAGCAAUUAUGGCUGAUAAAAGUUCCAGCUUCUCUGGAUAUAUCGAAGCUGAAGAAUUUGCCUGUGGAUUUCAGUGGGAAAGAGGGCAGCGAAGCAAUGAUAAUGAGUGAUGAGGGAAGGAGUUACAACGUCAGCGAAGAUGUCACACAACGAGAGGGUCAGGAUCACAGUAAUCUAACGCUGCUGGUGCCAGAUGAAAGCCGAGAUUUUUUGCGUGUAGGUAAUGAGAAGCAUGGUUCUUUAGGGUUUGAUAGAGUUUUCUCAGUAAGUGAAGUGGCAUCGAUCCCAAAUAUUGAGUACGAAGAACUGAGGGUCCCACGUUCAGAUGUGGUGAAAGUAAAGGGACUUAAAGUGAGGCAUUUUGCCACUGGUUACGAUGAGGAGAAGAAGAGUAAGAAACGUAGUGCUCCAGAAUCUUCAGAGGAACCUUCUAAGAAACAUAAGAAGGAUAAGAAGGAUAGAAAGGACAAGAAGGAUAAAAAAGACAAAAAAGAGAAAAAAUCAAAGAAAUGA